Messenger RNA from Monosiga brevicollis MX1, 1947 nucleotides. RefSeq lists its product as uncharacterized. The record is from RefSeq and is a predicted model, not a curated record. Gene Ontology annotation, molecular function: RNA binding; structural constituent of ribosome. Gene Ontology annotation, biological process: translation. The transcript has 3 exons. Gene Ontology annotation, cellular component: mitochondrial small ribosomal subunit; ribosome. NCBI's taxonomy places the organism in Eukaryota, Choanoflagellata, Craspedida, Salpingoecidae. Bases 1 to 1947 code for a protein of 648 amino acids.
AUGUCGGGGUUGCACAGCUUUGCUUUCAGUUAUGAGGCCGUGCGCGACCUCUUGGUACCGCCCGGGCUGACCCCGUACAUUGCUUCAACACCCGCCUCCACGUCUACACUGGCACCAGCCACGGCUGUGAGCUCCCCAACCGUGUCCUUCACCAAGGGUGAGCUCCCCAAGGCGUUGGCGGCCACCAAGGGUGUCACCGACCCCUAUGGUUGGUCUGGUGAGCUUCUUGCCUCCAUCUACCGCAUCAAGGAGCACUUCAGUCAAGUCUUGGGCCCACGCCAGGGUUCUACCAGCGACCCGACUGCUCCUUCUGAUGGAGACGCGCCUCAGGGCCCCACCACCGCCACUGGAGGUCCUCAGGUUGCCUUGAACAAGAUCUUUCACCACAUUGCCAACAACACCGUGCCCGAGUCGAUUCGACAUGCCCUUUGCUCCAUCAACUACACUAUCCUGGAGAAAGCCAAUGGCAAGUUUCGACCCGUGGGCACGGAUUCCAUCUUCAACAAGGUUGUCAACCGCGCUCUGCUGGAGCAACAGCAGCCCCAUAUUGCCCACUUGCUACAGGCCAGUCCAGAGCUGGCCGUCGGAGUCAAGGACGGCAUUUCAGCAGCGGUUGGCAUGGCCUUUGGUGAGCUUCAAGCCUGUGAGUCUACCCCGGGCUGGACCAUGCUCUCCCUCGAUUUCAAGAGUGCCUUCAACUACACCGACCGAGCACGGCUGCACGAGAUUGUGGCCGACAAGGUCCCUGGCCUCUUGCGCGCCUUUGAACGACACUAUGCUCGACCCACCACCCACUGCAUUGUCGACAAGCUCUUCAAGGUGAUUGACAUUGAUGUUGGCCAAGGCAUUGUGCAGGGCAACGAGCUAUCGCCCUUCUUCUUUGCCCUGUACUCCUGUGAGGUCCUCGGUCUCCUCGACGCCACCACUGACUACCGCUGCAAGAUCAUCAAAUACCUCGACGACAUUGUACUGAUGGGUCCCGCGGAGGACGUGGCGGCCGACGUGGAGAUUGUCAAGGCUCGUGCAGAGUCUGCUGGCCUCCAUCUGCAGCCCAGUAAGAGCCGCUUCUACAUGCCUCGCCACCAUUCGGCUUCCAUCACUGCUAUCGAGUCAGCCUUGCCAGAUGCCGUGCGCGAGACGGCCAACACGGGCAUGACGGUCUUGGGAACGCCGAUUGGCCGUCGCGAGUGGAUGAAGAAGCAGCUGAACGACAAGGCAAAGCACAUCUCUGGCAAGCUCAAUGACAUGCUGACGACCGGUGUCUCGCUUCAGGCCCUCCUCACGGCCAUGCAGUACGUGCCUAGCCUCAUCAACCACCUCUACACGCUGCCCCCAAGUCUGACGUCGGGCUUGUCCGAGCUCUUGAACCGUGCUUGCAAGGACACCUUUGUCAAAGCCUUUUUUGCCAAGGUAAACCUGUCUGCACCGGCUGGAGCUGAAGGUCAUGACGUUACGCUGGAACAGCUCCUUGAGGCUCGCCUCUUCACACGGGCCAACACCGGGGGCUUUGGCCUGCACGACUUGGUUGAGCGCGGUCCGGUGGCUUAUGUCUGCAACAUGGCCAAGCUGGCCACUCGCUACCCUCGGGUCUACGAUCGACUUUUGGAGGAUGCAUCGAGGGCUGACGACUUUGAGGCCCACGUGCAGCGAGCUGGCUUCCAGAUGGCCACGGUCAAGGACGCGGCGACCCAGCGACCAGCUGAGAUCAUUGCCCUCCGCUCCAAGGCGGCACUGGACGACCUGAUGGCCAAGUGUGCGCUGGACCUGCAGCAGGCAUAUCUGGCCUCACGCGAGUGGGGCGUCAGCACUGUCUUGACCAUGCGGGGUCGAGACAAGUUGCGUCGCUUGAGCGACACGACCUUUGCCAUUGCGGUCGUGUCCAUGAUGGUUUUGUACGAUUUUUGUUUCUAUGUGCGUGAUUCUUCGCGCUUGUACCUCUUGGCAUGA